Messenger RNA from Bolinopsis microptera, 1606 nucleotides. RefSeq lists its product as uncharacterized. The record is from RefSeq and is a predicted model, not a curated record. NCBI's taxonomy places the organism in Eukaryota, Metazoa, Ctenophora, Tentaculata, Lobata, Bolinopsidae. Gene Ontology annotation, cellular component: mitochondrial envelope; membrane. Bases 37 to 732 code for a protein of 231 amino acids. The transcript has 6 exons. Gene Ontology annotation, biological process: positive regulation of apoptotic process.
UACUAUAUAACAAAUAAUUUGAGCCCAGCAAUUGGAAUGGAUAUCAGUCAGUUCAGUAUACUUGGAGAAUCCCUGAUAGCAGAAAGUUCAGAAGCUCUGGGAUCUCAGGCGUCCUCUCAACCUUUCUCACCCAACCUAUCUGACAGUGAUGCAAUAGAUCUGUGGCAGCGAUCAGUUUCCCAACAGACGGAAGAGAAUAUAAGCAACUUAGACCAACUCAACUCUAUAAGAAAUAACUGCAAGUGUGCGUGUCACUUAUUCAGGAAUGGUCAUGUUUCAGAUGAAACACCUUGUCAAGUUAUUUCAGUUUGCUGCAUAGAGAAUGCAGAUUUAUCAAGUUCAAUAUCAGACAUGAUAUCACACUCUCGACCCUCCGCAAGAACUAGUAGACACCUCUCAAACGGUAGUAGUACGCACAAGAUCACCACACCUCCAAACUCUGUAGUUUCUGAGAACUGCUCUGAUGAGGUGAUAGUGUUGUCGCACAGUGGCACCCCUCCUUACCCCCCUCCUAACCUGCCUCCCUGGAAUAAUAGAGCGCCUGAUUGGUUGUGGGAUUGGAGCAGUCGUCCUGAGGCAUACCCUCCCAAGGGUUGGCCACUAGACGCGUCCCCCGACUACCCUACCUCCGAGGACCGCAUAACCAGGAUACAGAUAUCAGGACUGAUAUGUUCCCACAUAGUGGUCCUACUUAUCGGCAUCUACAUCGGAAGGAGGCUGAAACAGUCAUGACCUUCCCUCCAUGGUAUUCACAUGUGAUGAGAGUUCAGAUUGAGAGGGACUACUGAGCAGUUAUAUUGGGUAGGAAGAGAAGGAGGUGAAAUUUGUCAUGCUUUGUGUGGAUGAAAAUUGUAAAGGUGCGGACUGUACACGGAGAUUAGUUUCACCUUCAGAUUGAAGAUUUAGUGUUACAAUGUUCUGAUAAUGUUAUAUGUAUGAUAUAUUAUAUUAUAAUCGUCUUGUUUGUUACCGGACAUUGCAGGACAUUACCGGACAUGCUCAACAUUCCAGGGCUAGAGGUAGAAUUUCAAAAUUUGUGUGUAUUGUUGCUCUUUAAAAUAUAUGUGUAUGUUAAUUUGAUUUUUGGAGUACAUUAUAUCGGUUGCUCUCUCAUUAAAAACGUAUGAUGUGCUAAUACUGAAUAUGUUCAAUUUCAAUAUCUUUGUAAGCAAUGCAUGUCUUGUUGGUCAAUUUAAAACGGAUUUAUCUUCCCCGCUGGCUCGGAAGGGUUAAUUUGUUUUAUAUUUUUAAUCAGAUCCCUGCAGGCCCUCCGAAAUAUAUUAACCGCUUACUUUGUUGUUCAAAUAACACGAUAUUAAAAGCACUUGGAAUGCAUGAUCAAAUGUUAGCCUUAAACGCGACCCUGAGCAAACCUCGUGGUAGACCCCGUAAGAGACUAUUAAUUAAUUAAUUAAUUAAUUAAUUAUUAUAGGAUUGUUUAUCAUUUAAUCUUUUGAAACUUUUAAACUUUAAAGUUAGAUUACAGCUGCAAAGGAUUAUGUUUACCUCACAUUAAUUUAAAAUUGAUUUGUAAUUUGCUGAAAUAACAGUGUUAUAAAGUUAUUAUCUUUUACCAUUUUGUUAGUUAUAAAAAUUUCAUCCUAAA